GUGACCAUAAACAAAAAUUCACUCUUUCUGCGAGGUUGCUAGGGCACACCACCUCGCAUACGAAAAGUUGCAGCAAAUAUUUAACUACACGAACGUCAUAGCUUGUCAAAUUUUCAAAAAUACAGCAGUCAAAACUAUGUCGUUAUCGAAAUCUAAAUGCACCAGAUGCGAAGAAAGUUGCGGCAAGGGGAAGGCGAGCGUUGAUGUGAUAAGAAAGCUAGAAGCGGCUUUUGAUAAACUUGCAAGUUCGAACUCGACGUCGUUACUGAAAAGGUACCUAACUCGAACCAUUUUCGAUGACCUCAAAACUCGAAAAACUUCUUUCGGAUCUACCCUCCUAGAUUGUAUCCAAUCAGGACUAGAAAAUUUUGAUUCAUCAAUCGGUGUAUACGCUGCGGAUCCAGAAUGUUACUCCCUUUUUGCUGAACUUUUCGAUCCCAUCAUAGAGGCGUAUCACGGCUUCAAAAAAUCAGAUAGGCAGCCUCCAACUGCUUGGGGACCCGUAGACACUUUCGCAAAUUUGGACCCUAAAGAUGAAUACAUCGUGUCGACUAGAAUAAGAUGUUGUCGCACCGUUAAGGGCUAUCCCUUUAACCCUUGCAUGGCCGCGGAUCACUAUCGGGAAAUAGAACGACAAAUAGUUUCGGUGCUCAACGAGUUGUCAGGAGAAUACAGAGGAAUUUAUCAUCCGCUAACGGGAAUGCCGAAAGACGUUCAGCAAAAUCUGAUCGACAGUCAUUACUUGUUUAAAGAAGGUGACCGAUUUUUGCAAUCCGCAAACGCGUGCAGACACUGGCCAACUGGUAGGGGAAUAUUUUUCAACGACAAAAAGACUUUCCUCGUGUGGGUAUGCGAGGAGGAUCAUCUGCGAAUCAUGUGCAUGCAGCCCGGCGGCAAUGUCGGCGAAGUUUAUAGAAGACUGGUCGGUGCUGUCACAGAACUGGAGAAAAAGCUAACUUUUAUUAGGAGCGACAGAUUUGGAUAUGUUACAUUUUGCCCCACAAAUUUAGGUACAACAAUUAGAGCUUCGGUGCACAUAAAAUUACCGAAACUGGCUUCAAAUAUGGACAAAUUGAAGAACUUGGCGGAGAAAUACCACUUGCAGGUUCGUGGUACUGCCGGUGAACACACUGAGUCUGAGGGGGGCGUCUACGAUUUAUCGAACAAAAGACGGCUGGGACUUACGGAACACGAAGUUAUGAAGGAAAUGUAUACCGGUAUUUCGGAAAUUCUCAAGCACGAAAAGUCGGCGAAGUGAUUGAAAUUUGAGAAUUGUCAAUAAUCAAAGCUGUUUUUUAAAUACACGAUAUU
Molecule: messenger RNA, 1311 nt
Organism: Cylas formicarius (sweet potato weevil)
Lineage: Eukaryota; Metazoa; Arthropoda; Insecta; Coleoptera; Brentidae
Product: arginine kinase-like
Exons: 4
Coding region: 137-1258 (373 amino acids)
Biological process (GO): phosphocreatine biosynthetic process
Molecular function (GO): creatine kinase activity
Source: RefSeq, a predicted model, not a curated record